AUGUUCGACUUCGGUUCUCUUGUUGUUGUCGCUAUCGCGGCUGUCUCUGCCAUUGCCACUCCUACUGGCGAGAACGUACGCCGUCAGGCCAUCGGUCAGCCCAUCACGGGCGGAGAGGCGACAUUCUACUUCCAGGGUGGCGUCGCCGGAGCGUGCGGUCAAGUGAACCCCGACAGUGCACUCAUCGUUGCCGAACAGGCACAACGCUUCAAGCAGUCUGACUGUGGCCGCCGCGUGCAGGUCACCAACACGCAGAACGGGCGCACCGUCGUCGCCACCGUCGCAGACGAGUGCCCGGGAUGCCAGGGUAACGCCAACUCACUCGAUUUGUCUCAAGGCGCGUUCGACCAGAUCGCCGACGAGUCGCAGGGCAUCGUUCCGAUCACCUGGGAAUAUCUCUCUUAA
This is a messenger RNA of Peniophora sp. CBMAI 1063, 405 nucleotides long. NCBI's taxonomy places the organism in Eukaryota, Fungi, Basidiomycota, Agaricomycetes, Russulales, Peniophoraceae. The record is from the annotation of a GenBank genome assembly.